GGUUUUUUUCUCCACGUUUGCGGGAGCGGGCGCCAUAUUUGAAUGUGAACGGUGGCCAGUCCGGAGCAAGGGAGGGAGGGACUGGAAUCUGAAGCCGAAGUCAAGAUAACGGGAUGGGGAAAAUGGUAUUACAGGCCCUUUUUACAACCAGGAAGCUGUCUAUGGAAGCUGCUGCCUUCUUUGCAAGGACGGCUGUAAUGUUGGGAAAGGUGACCUCACCAUGUUGGGGUCCGGUCACAGAGGGGUGCAGAGGUCACGCGUCGGACUUGUGAGCGUCUUUGACAAUCGCGCCUGCUGCCUUGGGGUGAAAACAACAACAACCACCCUGCAUGGAUGAACUGCUGUAAGACCUGCGAAGGGGACGCCCUGCGGGCAUGAAAAGAAGUAGAUUCCUGGAAAAUUGAGAAUAACCUGGCCCAUUAGCAGAUAGCAAUAUUUCAAAUGAAGUUUGUUUGGGGCUUUAAUGUUCAAAUUGAUAUGCUAUGUCCAGAAAAAACCUGGCAGAUUGUGACACAGAAAGUGAAUGUGAUUUUUAUUCUGACUGUUGGGAACAAAGUGUUACAUAUAACAAAGAUUUGACUGACUCUAGCACUGAAAAUUACUUCUGUUUUGAUUCAUGCAGCUUGUUUGAAAAAGAAAAAGGGGAAAAGAAGUUGCAUGGCAUAGUGCUUAUAUUGGAAAAUAGCCAGGUAGACAGUACAAGUUUCUGCAAAGACAAUCCUUUGCUGCAAGGAGAAAAAGUAGAGUGCACUAAUAAAUUGCAAGAAGAAUUAUCACUGGAAUCUUUAUUGUUUUUCAAGUGUAAGAACUAUAAUACAAAUGGCCAGUCACUGAAAUCUUUUUCAAGCAAAAUAGUUCCAUUCAUAUACAGUAGUUCUUAUGGAGACCACUUAUGUUUAAAUAAAGCAAUCCCUCAACUGAUCCUUACUGAAAAUUCCAUUGAAGGACAAAUCAUUUAUACAGUGAAAGAAGCUUGUGCAUUUGAUAAAUUCCAUCAGAAGCAGUCAUCAGAUGAUAACCCUCUACCUUCAAAGCAAAACAAAGCUGUGCAAGUUUCUUCUAGAGAAAUAAAAAUAAAGGACAAUAUUUGCUAUAAAUGUUUCAAACAAUCACCAAUAUCUACUGCAAUAAAUAAAGACCCGAAGAAACCUAAAAACUUCCACAGUUUUGAAAGUCAUUUAGUAAGUAGCCAUUCAGAAUACUCCUCAGAUUCCUAUCAAAUUAACAACCAAAUUGCUGAGCAGAUCUGCUCACAUUCCAGCUCAGAAGAGCCUAUUUCUUUGACACUGGAAGCAACCUAUGUAUAUCCAGAUGGUUCAUUAGCAAGCAAUUCUGAACUUUCAGAUGUGAGUGAGGAUGAAGAUUCCCAGAGGCAUGCUUUAGCUUUUCAGUUUAAAGACUCUGAACAUAAUCAACUGUUUAAGAAGUUGCAUCAUUUUAUAGUACCACAAAAACAAGCCACACAUUUUAAAAAGCAGGGAGAACUUUCUCAAAUUCUAAUUGAUGAAGCCAAUUACCUUCUAGGAACUCACUCAGAUCCACCAGAAUCUAGUGCUUCCAAUGAAUAUUCUGAUCAAGCAUUACCUACAUCAAAUCUUUGGUCCUCAUAUUUCUCACCCUUCAAAUAUUCACAGGCAAAUCAGUUACCUCCCUUUUUUCUUCAGUCAUCACCCCAAAAUCCAGUUAAAUCUACUUUUCAAAAAAGAAAACUAAAAGUGUCCAAACCUGUAAAAUCUGUUGUGUUUACCAAACAGAAAACAUUGCAAAGAGACCAAAAAUAUAAAAGUAAGCCAUCUAUCGUCUCCAAAUUUCAUUCAUUUAAAACAUUGGACUUUGAACCUAUAGACAAAAAUAAAAGAGUAAAAGAACAAUAUGUGUCUUUAAAUCAAACGUCUAAAUGCCACUGCAGCCCAUUGCUUGACUUAACUGUUGAUCUGCAUUCUGAAGACAAAAAUUCUGAAAAGUUUCUAACUCUUCACAGAAGUUCUCACAAACAAACUCGAGUUGGCAAAGUCAUUCAUAGGUUUUCCUCCUGUUAUUUGCUAAGUCCUAAAAACAGUUUUGAAAGGCUUCACUAUAUUUCUCCAAUUAGAAAAAAAAAUCAUUUGAAGAUGCAAAACAUAAUGAAUUAUUUUUUAGGCUGGACUGGCAGAGAGAACAGAGUUGAAAAAUAUAAAGAGGAUAUUUCUCCCACAUCAAAGAUACGGGCAAAUGAGACUUUUAUUUCACAUAUGCCAAUUGACAAAAGGAGUUCAACUGUUCCACUUCAUCCACAUUCAAAUAAUUAUUCUGUUCCAUUUUCCACAACAUUGCCUUUUGUAGAUGAGAUGAGACAUUCACAAGUUCCUUCUUUGCAAACAGAGAGAAGAAGUCCUAGAGCAUUGUAUAUUUUUCCAAAUGAAUGUAAGCAUUCAUAUGUUCCCUGUGUGGAAAUGGAGAGGAAUCAUUGGAGUCCUGUGGAAUCUUAUGGUAAAUACAGCACCUGCCAUUCCCCUUGUUGUGCAAAUUCUAAAACACAACAGCCACCAAAUAAAUUAAAUAUGUGUAAUAAUAGAAGUAUGGAAAAACUGAAUUUUGGAACUAGUCAGGUGGCAGAUGGAGGCUUGGUCCUAAAGAAGUUUUCAGUGUGCUCCUGUGGAACUAUGUCACAAAGUGGUUUGUUUCCUAACAACGAUAUUUCAGAGUCAGUUAGAAGGAAAACUAGACCAACCCCAGAUAGUAAUUGGAAAGCCAAUAAGACUGCCUCAAACAGAUGGAAUUCAACUGCAGGAAACUUCAACACUGAGAAAGUGUGCUGUGGUUGUCACCAUGUCUGUCCAACAUGUUCUUCGCACAAUCUAUGCAAACACAAAGAAACCAAGAACCAAACUGGUCCAAGAAACCAGGUUACUGAAGUAGCAUCUUUAUUUGAAAAUGGAUUUCCCAUAAGGAAUUUGAAAGAGGAUGUAGAAAAAAGUGAAACCAUGAAAAUAGGUGAAAGAAAAGUCAAAUUUCAUCUAGGUUCAGAUGCUUUUCAAGACACUGACCUUUUAACCACACACAUUUCAUCACCAACUAAUGAAUGUCAUCAAAUACCAAAACAUUUUGUUUCUCAACCAGAAUGUUCAUGCUGCCAGACUGCUGUUAGAGAACACCUCAGCACAUCAAAAGUAUCUAAUUGUCUUGGUUCAGAAAACCACGUGCCAAAGAACUACCUCAACAGAGAGAGUAUAUUUCUAGUGGAUCCUAAUCGGCAAAUUAAAAGCCAGUGUAAAUGUUCCCAUGAAAUAUCUCUCUUCAAGCCCAAGCAAACUGAUGUAUAUUCAGGAAACAGACCUGAGAUUUCAAAGAGGAAGGAUCCCAAACUUACCCAGGAGUCUUCAAAGUUUAAUCAUGGUUGGAAGAGACCUGAACAAUGUAAAUAUUGCCAAGAAAAAAAUCAAUACAGUCAUUUGCAGUAAGAAAAAGAUGAUUUAAAAAUAAUGAAAUAUUGGUAGAUCUUGAUAUGAACUUCAGAGAAAACCCAUUGAAGUACCACAAAAAACAGUUAGAGGCAAAAACAUAUAAUUUCACCGAUGAAGAGUAUACAUUCUGCUCCAAAUAUGAAGGGUGAGAAGAUAAAAGCUUCCUGCAGAGAUAUCUCCCAUUACACUCAGUUGAACUUAUUUCUAAAUAAAUAUGCAUAGGAUUAAGUUCUUAAUAA
Messenger RNA from Pantherophis guttatus, 3682 nucleotides. RefSeq lists its product as uncharacterized. The record is from RefSeq and is a predicted model, not a curated record. NCBI's taxonomy places the organism in Eukaryota, Metazoa, Chordata, Lepidosauria, Squamata, Colubridae.